This is a messenger RNA of Sinocyclocheilus grahami, 2172 nucleotides long. RefSeq names its product THO complex subunit 5 homolog. The transcript has 19 exons. The record is from RefSeq and is a predicted model, not a curated record. Gene Ontology annotation, biological process: mRNA export from nucleus. NCBI's taxonomy places the organism in Eukaryota, Metazoa, Chordata, Actinopteri, Cypriniformes, Cyprinidae. Gene Ontology annotation, cellular component: THO complex part of transcription export complex. Gene Ontology annotation, molecular function: mRNA binding.
UUGUGUAAAGCAGAAAGCGGAAGCGCUGUCCGUCGCUUCCUCCUGCUGUCCUCCGUGCUCACUCCUGCUGUUUGAAUGAGAUCUUUUAAUGAUUAAAUUCAUAUUCAGAUACUUCAAUUUGAUAAAAAGCUGUUGAAAGUCAUGUCCUCAGACGCUGUGAAGAAGAGAAAGCCGAAGGUCAUCCGAAAUGAAACGGGAACUCCGGAGACCAAGCGAGGUCGAGCAGAAGGCGAUCAGGUCACGUAUCCAGCCGGACCUCAUCUUAUCGGACAGAGGAAGCUGUUUACAGCAAAGACUCAGGACGUCCGUGUGUAUAAUGAGGAGGUGGAGUUGGAGGCCAGGGACCCGCAGCAGGACUACAUGCUGUAUAAGGACACGUGUGCCGCUCUGGCCAAACUGAUGGCGGAAAUCCAGGAGCUGAAAGCCGGCGGUGCGAAAGUCGGAAGCGUGGAGAUCGAGGAGAGACGCACACAGUGCAGCGUUCAUUUCAUUACCCUGAAGAAACUCAACCGCCUGGCGCACAUGCGACUGAAGAAAGGCCGAGACCAGACACAUGAGGUGAACACACACAUUGUCUCGACUAUAAAAAUAUGUAAUCUGCUAGAAUACUAUUGAUUUAUUAUUGUUCUUUGUUUCAGGUCUCAGCAUGAGGAGAUUGAGUUGGUCAGUGAAGAGGAGUUUUUUCAGGAGGCUCCGGCUGAGAUCUCACGCCCUCAUGUCACCCGCGAUGACCAACACCAGCUCACGCUCGCCCGCCUGGACUGGGAACUAGAGCAGAGGAAGAGGUUGGCGGAGCAGUAUAAGAUGUCUCUGGCCAGAAAGGAGAAGAUACAGAAAGCCAUUGAGCAGAAGAGAGAAUAUCUGAGCAGCCUUCAACCUGGACUGCAAAACAUCAUGCAGGCGUCUCUCCCAGUGCAGGAGUAUCUGGCGAUACCAUUUGAGCACAUGCAGAAGCAGGCCGAGGUCUCCCGCCACCUGCCGCCCCCUCUGUACGUGCUGUUGGUCCAGGCGGGUGCGUACGGACAGGCUUGCGACAAAAACCUGUCUGUGAGCAUCAGUGGAGAUGUGGAUGAGGCCAAAGCUCUCUCCAGGCCCCCGGAGGACUCGCAAGAUGAUGAAAGUGAUUCAGAUGCUGAAGAGGAGCAACAGAACACAAAGCGCCGGCGGCCGACUGUAGGUGUUCAACUGGAUGACAAGCGUAAAGAGAUGCUGAGACGCCACCCUCUCUCGCUCUGCGUGGACCUCAAGUGCAAAGACGGCAGCGUCCUGCAUCUGUUUUUCUAUUAUCUCAUGAAUCUCAACAUUCUGACUGUGAAGACCAAAGUUUCCACCACUACAGAUCUGUCCGGAGCCGUCAGCGCUGGAGAGCUGCUGAACUCCGAGAGUCUGCUGAACUGUCUUUAUGCGUCUGAUCACGGCAAAGAGACGCCCAACCCUGCCAACCGCUACCAGUUUGAUAAAGUCGGAAUCACUACGUUUGCGGAUUAUGUGUCAGAUCUCGGACAUCCGUAUGUUUGGAUGCAGAAACUGGGUGGCCUGCAGUUCUCGUCUGAUUCGGCGCUGACAGGCAGCGCUCUGAGCGCCAGUCACAUGGAGAGGACCAUGAAACUGCUGCGAGGAAGACUGCAGGCUCGACUGGCCCUACACAAACAGUUCAGCUCACUGGAGCACAGCAUCAUACCUGUCUCCAGCGAGUGCCAACAUCUGUUUCCUGCUAAAGUGGUUUCCGGUCUCAUGCGCUGGACCAUGAUGAGCCACCAGGAAUUCACUGAGCUGGGCUUCGUGCAGCAUGUGUUGAAGGCCGGCCUGGUGCAUGAGACCGAUCUGUUCUUCAUGGCGGUUGUAGAGAGAGGAACAGCUCGUCUGCUGGCCGCUGUGGUGAUGAACCCGCGUUACCCUGAGGUCGCGCCGCUCUUCUCUUUCUCUCUGCACUGGAAAGGAGAGCGCAGCGGGCGCACUGAUGAUAACCUGCGGGCGAUGGAGAGCGAGGUGAACGUGUUCCGCUCCGAGCUGCAGGGGCCACGCCCGGGUCUCCAGCUCCUGACCAAUCAGAUCCAGCGCUUGUGUGUGUGUCUGGAUGUGUAUCUGGAGACGGAGAGUCAAGUGUGUGACGGCUCUGAGGGACCCAAGGAGUUUCCCAGAGAGAAGAUGUGCUUGCGCACUGCCAGGUAA